Messenger RNA from Medicago truncatula (barrel medic), 1021 nucleotides. Its product is annotated as zinc finger A20 and AN1 domain-containing stress-associated protein 6. Gene Ontology annotation, molecular function: zinc ion binding; DNA binding. The transcript has a single exon. The record is from RefSeq and is a predicted model, not a curated record. The coding region runs from base 309 to 779 and encodes 156 amino acids. NCBI's taxonomy places the organism in Eukaryota, Viridiplantae, Streptophyta, Magnoliopsida, Fabales, Fabaceae.
UUUUCAUCUCCCUUAUAAUAUCUUUACUUUAAUUCAAAUUUUCUUUUUAUAAACUUUGUUACACCAACUAAUUUUGGUUAUUUAAUUAAGACCAUAAUUUGUUAAUUUAACUCAUCUCAAAAAACGAUACAGUUUUCACAAUCUGUAUUUUCUAUUUUCCCUCUAAAUUUUCUCGGAAUUAACCAACUCAUUUUCUAUAUCACUUUUCCUUUUAAAUUCUUACAGAUUUAGAGAAUUCUCUGAUUCUCAUAAAUUCAUGUUUCCUUAAAAUAAAAAGUGAAAGAAAAUCAGCAUAUCUAGAUUCAUCCAUGGCAGAAGAACAACCAUGCCAAGCACCUGAAGGCCACCGUCUCUGCACAAACAACUGUGGCUUCCUCGGUAAUCCAGCCACCAUGAAUCUCUGUUCAAAAUGUUACGGGGAUGCUUCCACCAAAUCCACCAUAGAAAACACUCUCUCAUCAUCUUCAUCCGUCACCGCAUCCCCCGCUUCACCGUCACAUUCCACAUCGGAGCCGAUCGUUCAAUUCAUCAAUCCAAUGGUUACGUCAAGUGUUGUAAUUACCAAUUCUGUUUCUUUUUUGGUUCAAUCGAACCGGUGCUUUACCUGUAGAAAGCGCGUGGGGCUGACCGGGUUUAAGUGUAGAUGUGGGUCCACGUUUUGUGGGUCCCACAGGUACCCGGAGAGACAUGGUUGUGGAUUUGAUUUUAAGAUGGUGGGGAGAAAGGAAAUAGCUCAAGCAAAUCCUUUGAUUAAAGCGGAAAAGUUGAGGAGGAUUUGAUUCAAUCUUAAUCGUUCGUUUAUGGUAUGAGAUGUGGGGGCCUUUGUUUGUAUUAGCUGAUCUUGACCGUCCACAUGGACGACCAUUUGAGAAAGAGAUCACAUGCAAUGUAUGUUUUUUUUCCUUCUAAUUAUUUUAAUAUUAAGAUAAAGACAUGUUUGUCUUUGUCCAGAAUUGUUGUAUAAGUUAUAUUUACGUGGCUUUGAGUUUGUAUGAGGAAAAAAAUGGAUUGAAAAUUUUAA